Messenger RNA from Helobdella robusta, 1383 nucleotides. RefSeq lists its product as hypothetical. The record is from RefSeq and is a predicted model, not a curated record. The annotation marks the transcript as partial. NCBI's taxonomy places the organism in Eukaryota, Metazoa, Annelida, Clitellata, Rhynchobdellida, Glossiphoniidae. The transcript has 7 exons. Gene Ontology annotation, cellular component: endoplasmic reticulum. Gene Ontology annotation, biological process: glucose metabolic process. Gene Ontology annotation, molecular function: ADP-specific glucokinase activity.
AAAGUGGCCGUAGGAUUUGGCAGUUGUAUAGAUGUCAUCGUACCUGCUUUAGAAGUUUUAAGGCUUUUGAAUGUAACGGCGCCUAAAGUUUCUCAACACCAUCACGCCAUUCAUGACCUGCAACAAUUUACAGAUGCCUUUGCCUACUUUUUCAGUCAUGGAGCUGCUGCUGAGCAUUAUGUGACAGAUGACAAGUUUUUCAAAUCAUUAGUCGACGCUGCCUUGGAAACAAAAUCAGCAAGGCAGGUUGUUGGCGGCAAUGCUCCAGUUAUGCUGAAUAAUUUCAAGAAGUUGGGCUUUCAAGUGCUCUUAGGUGCUCAGAUGACUGAAAAAUUACGGAAAAUGAUUGGCGAUGAUAUACUGGUUGCUGGAAGUAAUGUGGAACGUGAUGACAUCCAUCUAAUUUUAGAAUACGGCAAAGGAGAAACAUGGGGAAACUUUGAAUCACCAAGGGCUAACAGAUUCAUCAUACAUAAUGACCACAACAAUCCUAUGCUGAAGUCACUGGAAGAGUUUUCAGUGAGUCUGAAGACGUUUAAGCCACAUUUGGUUGUUGUUGGCGGCUUGCAAAUGCUUGACAACUUCCCCUUUAAAACUGGUGAAAGACGAGCAAGAUUGAAUGAACUUGCGAAAUUGCUGGGCGAACUCGAUGCUGACACACACAUCCACUUUGAAAUGGCUCAUUUUACAGAUGCUGACUGUCUCAAGGAUAUCUUGGAUACUGUUGCUUAUCACUGUGAUUCUUUUGGCAUGAAUGAGCAAGAGCUGCCGAAUUUGUUAGGUUUAUUAGAAGAUGAUAUGCUCACUCCCUCAUCUGAUCCGAGUCCUCGCAUUGCCACCACUCUCGAUCAGAUGAGACUUCUUUUCAAGCUACUCAAGACAAGGGCCUUUGAAAUCGACGAAAAGAUUUUGAAGCACGAGAAACUAGAUGACAGCAAUAAAGAUGACAUUGAAAAAGCAGAAGAAAGUAAUUCUAAUGACGUUGAUGACGGAUACAAAAAACAGCCGUUACGAAAACACAAAAUAACUCGUCUCCACGUGCACACACUGGCAUUUCAAGUCAUCAUGACAGAGAACAGCUCGCCGUGGAAGAACAGCAUGCAGGCUGCGGCCAGGGCGGCUCUCACAGCCAACAGACACACCUGUGGCUCACAUCAGAUAAAUUUGGAAGCAUCAAAAAUCUUGAUGGAUGAUUCCUUCUCACUGACGAGAAGAGAGAGUGGUCCAAGGUUGCAGGUUGAUUCAUCGGAGCCAGUGACGUGUUGGUACGAAGAUGAUACGGACUUUAAAGUUUGCUUAGCUCCUGUGAUUGUUUGCACUAAAGUCGUUCAGACUGUUGGAGGGGGUGACAACAUAUCAUCUUCUGGACUCGUCUUGCAGAUU